Drosophila innubila is the source of this 3124-nucleotide messenger RNA. RefSeq names its product homeobox protein orthopedia (gene otp). The transcript has 8 exons. NCBI's taxonomy places the organism in Eukaryota, Metazoa, Arthropoda, Insecta, Diptera, Drosophilidae. Gene Ontology annotation, biological process: neuron differentiation; regulation of DNA-templated transcription. Bases 500 to 1882 code for a protein of 460 amino acids. The record is from RefSeq and is a predicted model, not a curated record. Gene Ontology annotation, molecular function: DNA binding; DNA-binding transcription factor activity, RNA polymerase II-specific.
UGUGCAUGUGCGUGUCUCCGGCAACCAACACACACACAAAAACUUUUCAACUUCCGGCCAAGUGACUUGGAUUUAAUUUCUUUGGCUACAUCUUUUUUUUUAUGGUCAAGGCAUUUAAUUAAAUUUUACUAUGGCUAUCUAAAGCUAACUUGUGCUGGAUGUCGUCUGGACUGAACUCUGACCCAAGCGGUUAAGAAACACACACACAAGCAAAGCAAAGGGGUCAGGGGUCAAUAAGACCAGAACUGGAAGAAACUUAAGCAAAACAUUAUAAAAAUGUAAUUUGGAUUGCGUUAGAAUUAACAUACUGUGAUAGACGAGUAUACGAGCAGAUUCCAAGUGAAUGCUGCCUAAACAAAAAUACAUAUAUAAAUUAUUGUAAUUCAAUUCAAUUGAAUACUAGUUAAGACUACGGAGAGUACGGAAUUUUUGGCUACAUAAAAAAAUAUAACAAGGCGACAAACUGUCGACGUUAUCAAUACGAAACUUCUCGGCAAGUAUGCUGAACAAUCUUGGGGCCAAUGUGCUGGGCCCCAAGGAUUGUGAUCUACCGAAGGCGGCAAUCACAGCGUUGCACGCGGGCGUCAAUAGCUUUGGCCAAUUGCCCGUCGGCCCGAGCAUUGCGGAUCUUGGGGGCGGUGGUGCUGGACCCGGUGGACCUGGCGGUGGUGCCAGUGUGGGCGGUGUUGCCAGACUGCAUGUCACUGGUGGAUUGUGCGACAAUAGCAAUGUGUUAAACGGUGCCAGCAAUCACAGCAACAGCAACAACAGCAACAAUCACAGCAAUAGCAACAACAGCGGCAACAACAACAACAACAACAACGGAAACAGCGGCAACAACAUGCAACAACAGGAUCAGCAUCUCGAUAAAAACAAGCAGAAACGUCAUCGCACUCGCUUCACGCCGGCGCAACUCAAUGAACUGGAGCGUUGUUUCUCCAAGACACAUUAUCCCGAUAUCUUUAUGCGCGAGGAGAUCGCAAUGCGCAUCGGUCUCACCGAGUCCCGUGUCCAGGUUUGGUUCCAGAACCGUCGCGCCAAGUGGAAGAAGCGCAAGAAGACCACAAAUGUGUUCCGCACACCUGGCGCCCUCUUGCCCUCACAUGGCCUGCCACCGUUUGGGGCAAACAUCACGAACAUUGCCAUGGGCGAUGGGCUCUGUGGCACGGGAAUGUUUGGCGGUGAUCGUUGGAGUGUGGGAGUAAAUCCCAUGACGGCAGGUUUUGGCCAGCUUAAUCAAUCGUCACCGCUUUCGUCCUCGCUGAAUAGCGGCCUCAAUUCGGGCCUAAACAUGGGCUCCGCCCUCGGUGCCGGCAGCUAUCAGCAUUAUGGCCUAAAUGCAUUGGGCGACUCGAUGAUGUAUCAGCACAGCGUGGGCGGGGGGGUGAGCUGCGGACCGGGCGGCUCCCCGAGCGCCACGACACCGCCCAACAUGAACAGCUGCUCGUCGGUGACGCCGCCGCCGUUGUCGGCGCAGCCGAAUGCCGCACAGAACGAACUCAAUGGCGAGCCCAUGCAGGCACACCAACCACAGCAGCAGCAACAAACUCACCAACAGCAGCAAGUAACUCACCAGCAACAGCAACAGUCAGCAACACCAACACAACAGCAGCAGCAGCAGCAGCAGCAACAACAGCAGCAGCAACAUCAGCAACAGCAGCAGCAACAACAACAGCAACAGGAUAGCGUCAAUUUGCUGCCGCAUUGUCAUCAGGCCAUGCAGUCGCCAGAUGGCGCCACCGAUGAGGAUGUGUGGCGAGGACACAGCAUUGCAGCGCUGCGACGGCGAGCAUCGGAACUAAACGCAACAGCAAUACCAUCGUACUUGCAUCACGCUGCUGCCGCCCACAACAACUACGAGCAUCACAAUUCGGUCUACUGAAAUUUGUUGAAAAGCUUUGAAAGCUUUUCGGAUUACGGUUUUUCCAAUUGCGGCACUCACGAGUUUUAGAGUCCACACCAACAGUUUGAGAGUCACUUUAAGCUUAGGUUUAAACUUAAGAUUUAACCAAAAUUUAUAUUUAAAAAAAAAAUAUUAUAAAAUUUAAUGAGUUUCUUGAUUUUCAUUAUUUUCAUUAUUAUUUGCAAAAGAUUGUCCAUGAAGCGAAGAUUUUGAACUUAAAAGACUAUAAUGAAUGUAAACGAUGUAUACGAGAUGAGAACUUGAAAAGCAACUCAAUUCAAUGAGCUAUUUUUAGUGGCAUUAGAGCAAGACGAAGACAUAGAAGAAGAAGAAGAAGCAGCAGCAGAAGAAAGAGUAAAAGAGAUAGAACUAACUCCAUAUAUACAAACACUAUAAAUGUACGACUAUUGAAAAUAUUAAAUAUUGUAUUAAAUUAAGCUGAUGACAAAACAAUUUAAAACUUAAUGAAAACUUUGCUUAAAAUAUGCAAAAAUUAAUUAGAAUUAAUUAUGAAAAUAAUAUCCUAAUAAUAUUAGAUUGAAACAUAACUGUAUACGAAAUUGUAAAAGGUUUUUUAGGCAACAAACAAAUAAAAAAUGACAAGUCUAACAUAAAAAUUGUAUAAAAGGAAAAGAAAAUUCGGAAAAGCGCCCAAAACAUUUUCCUGGGGUGUCACAAUAAUUUUGCAAAAAUUUUCGCAUGCUUCGACGUAAUUUUAAGAGCAUAAUAAUAAAAUUAAAUAUAUAUAAUAAAAAUAAUAUUAAAUAAAUGAAUAUAUAUGCCUAUAUAUAGGAUAUAUGUAUAUGUAUAACGUGUUAAUCUUAAGCAUUUGUAGUUGUAUUAAUUAAGUGUUGUUGUUUUUGUGUAUAGCUCAUUAUUGUUUAGUUCUUUUGCUAUACUUAAUUAUUAUAAACACACAAACAUCAAUUGUUUAAAUGCAAUAAACAAAACAGAAAUAUAACCUAAGCAAGAAUAACGAACAAAACGGAAGAGUUAAAACAAAAUGAACAAUGAAAAACAGUUGCCAAUGCACCGAUAAAUGAAUGAAUUAAUUAAUUAUCUAAUUAAUUAGCUGACGUAUGCGUUUGAUUUAAUUUUAAUAUACAUACUAAAGAUACAUAAUUAAAUGGAAUACUUGUAAUAGACUUUCUUCUAAUGUUUAAGCCUACAUUUACACAUCAACAAAAAUGCUACAACAAAAAAACAAAACAAACAAAAAAA